Messenger RNA from Condylura cristata (star-nosed mole), 867 nucleotides. RefSeq names its product coiled-coil domain containing 57 (gene CCDC57). The transcript is spliced from 6 exons. The record is from RefSeq and is a predicted model, not a curated record. Lineage: Eukaryota; Metazoa; Chordata; Mammalia; Eulipotyphla; Talpidae. Bases 1 to 867 code for a protein of 288 amino acids.
AUGCGGCCUGGUGACCACAGGGCCGUCGCUGCCACGCAGGUCCCGCCACAGAGCCUGCAGCUGGGCGGGGGUGGAGACGGCCAUGGGUGGCCCAGGCUGUCCUGUGAGAGGGCUGGGCAGGCCCGCAGGAGUGGGCGCAGGGCCCGAGCAGUGCAGGACCCCCUCUGUUGCAGGCACGAGGAGCUGGACCGCCUGGCCAGGGAGAGGGACCUGGCGCUGGCGGCAGUGAGGGACGCCCAGGCGGAGCAGCUGCAGGCGCUGGAGGCCGGGGCCCGGGAGCUGCAGGCCCGGUGCGAGGCCCUGGAGGCCCAGCUCCGCGCGGCGGCGGGCAGGCAGGCCGACGUGGCCAGGGAGAAGGACGCCCUCAUUGAGCGGCUUCGUGAGGAUGCGCUGGCGCUCAAGUCCGGCUGGGAUGCCCAGGUUGCCCAGCUGUCCCAGGAGAUGGUCUCCAAGGACCUACAGGCGCAGGCACUGCGGGAAGAGGCGGCCUCGCUCCGGGCCCAGCUGGCCGGGAGCCAGCAGGACGUGGCCAGGUACAGGCAGCAGCUGGCCCUGGCGGCCGGCCGGGAGCAGAGCCUGCAGCGGGACAAGGCCCAGCUGGAGCUGGACUGGCAGCGGCGCUGCGACGGCGUCGAGCGGGACCUGCACCUGCGGGCAGAGGACCUCGUGCAGGCGUUGAGUUUGGCCAGGGACCAGCACCCCACUCGCCCCGAGGGCUCCUCGCAGCCCUGGCAAGAGAAGGGACAAGGACCCCCGUGCCCCGUGCGCUGUCCCCACAUGGGCCACCCGUGCGGGGAACAGCUGGGAAAGAGGCCCCCACCCAGCACCGUGGCCUCCGGCCUUGCUGAUGCGGGGUUCAGCCGGUAG